This is a messenger RNA of Blumeria graminis f. sp. triticale, 1194 nucleotides long. The record is from the annotation of a GenBank genome assembly. NCBI's taxonomy places the organism in Eukaryota, Fungi, Ascomycota, Leotiomycetes, Helotiales, Erysiphaceae.
AUGUCUAAUUCUGGUGAUAAUAUGGAAGUAGAUGAUAUCGAGCAAGAAGAUACGCCCUACAAAAUUAAGGAAAGUGCUACAUUUAAAGGAAAACAGAGCGCUGCAAAUCUACCAGUUGAAGCAGAGGAUAGUCUGCCAUGGGUCGAAAAAUAUCGCCCGGAUUCUUUGGAAGAUGUGUCUGGUCAUCAAGAUAUAUUGGCUACAAUCAACAAAUUCGUAGAUACUAAUAGACUACCUCAUCUCCUCUUUUACGGUCCUCCAGGAACUGGAAAGACAUCCACUAUACUAGCUCUCUCAAGGCAGAUUUAUGGCGAGUCAAAUGUGCGUCAAAUGGUUCUCGAGUUAAACGCCUCGGACGACCGAGGCAUAGAAGUGGUACGGGAGCAAAUCAAAACCUUCGCCAGCACGAAACAGAUAUUUAGGAUGAACCCCAAGUCUAGUGGCUCUAAAGUUAUGGCGUCAUACAAGCUCAUCAUCCUAGAUGAAGCUGAUGCGAUGACCUCAAGUGCACAGAUGGCGCUGAGGCGUAUCAUGGAAAAAUACACUGCAAAUACUCGAUUUUGUAUUAUUGCCAACUACACGCACAAGUUAAGCCCGGCGUUGUUAAGUCGAUGUACACGGUUUAGAUUUAGUCCCUUGAAAGAGAAAGAUAUCAAGACAUUGGUUGACAAGGUUAUUUUUGAAGAAAAAGUUAACAUAGAUGACGAGGCUACAGAGGCGUUAAUAAAGUUAAGUAAAGGCGAUAUGCGACGUGCUCUAAAUGUACUUCAGGCUUGUCACGCUAGCAGUACACCUAUAUUUAUAAAAGGCGAACCCAAGAUUCCAGAAAAAGAUAUACAGCGCGAUUUGAUUACUGAAACUACGAUUUAUGAGUGUAUCGCCUCUCCACAUCCAUCUGAUAUAACCAAAAUUCUCAAUACGCUUUUAACUACUCCGGAUGUCAUAUCCUGUUUGAAAACUAUCAACUACUUAAAAACUAUGCAGGGCUUAGCUCUGGCAGAUAUAAUCACCGCUCUGAGCGAGAAAAUAGUCAGAUUAGAUGUCCCAGCACCAGUCAUGAUUUCAUGGCUUGAGGGACUAGCAGAUGUAGAGUACAGACUUAGUGGUGGAGGCGGAGAAGUUGUACAAACGGGUGCUGUAGUGGGGGUCAUCCGGAGUGGCACGGAGUUGAUGGAUGAUAUUCCCAAGACCUAA